UCCACGAUCACUCAAACGUCCACACAUCGCCGUAGCUCGCAAUCAUGGGCUCUCGCGUGUCGGCCAGCGAGGUCAAUGCCUUGCUAGAGAAGAUGAAGUCACAGGAUGCCGACUUCAGAUUCAUGGCACUCAAUGACCUCAUCAGUGAUUCAAAGCGCGAUGGCAGCGCCCCCAUGAUCCAGAUGGACCAGGACCUCGAAGGCAAGGUAGUCGCCCAAAUUCUCGAGCUCAUGAAGGACGCCAACGGGGAGGUCAAGAACAUGGCCGUCAAGAGCCUCGGGGUCCUCGUUGCCGGCCGCUUACGAGACAAACAGAUCUCCAUCAUCAUCGACAACCUCGUCAAGUUCAUUUCAUCAAAGGAGGAAGACCUACGAGACAUUGCCUCACUGGCGCUCAAGACUGUUGUUGGCAGCCUACCUGCUGGGUCGACUCCUGCUCGUCUUGCAUUCGAUAGCCUGUCCCCUAAACUCCUCAGCGCAGUCGGAGACGGCGCAUCCUCGCAAGAGCUCAUCAUCGACUCACUCGACGUCCUUGCCGACCUCUUUCUGCGCUUUCCACGAAAUCUUGUCGAAAAUGCUGGCCUGCAGAAAGCUGGUCUCCAGUCUCUCCUUCCUCUUCUCGGCCAUUCCCGCGUAGCCGUUCGCAAGCGUGCAACAUCCGCCCUCAGCACCCUCGCAGCUAGCUCCUCGUCCGAAGUCUUCACGCAGCUCUCCUCGGCGAUUUCUACCGAUCUCAGCGGCACCGAUACGGAGCGCAUCAAGACCGUGGUGCAGCUUGUCGGCGCAUUGGCUCGCCUCAGCCCUCGUCGCCUUGGACGUCGCCUGCCCGACUUUAUGCCGCGCAUCGUGGAGAACGCCCAGAAGGAGGACGACGACGAGCUGCGAGAGACUUGUCUCCAGGCUAUGGAGCUCGUCCUGCUACGAUGCCCUACCGAGAUCACGCCCUUCCUCAACCAGCUCAUUGACAUUGGCAUUCAACUCAUCAAGCAUGACCCCAACUUUGCAGGCGGCAAUGAUUCUGACGACGAGAUGGCAGACGGAAGCGAUGCCGGGAAUGACGAGGACGACGACGACCUCGACUUGGACGACGAGUACUCGGAUGACGACGACGUGUCGUGGAAGGUCAGGCGAGCAGCUGCCAAGACCCUCAGUGCGGCCAUUGCUACUCGCCCUGAGCUCCUAGCCAGUCUUGUAGCCUCUGUCACUCCCGUCCUCGUCUCUCGAUUUUCUGAACGUGAGGAGAGCGUGCGACUGGAGAUUUUCAGCACUUUUCUCUCGCUGCUGCGUCAAGUGCAGCUGAGUGCGGGCUUGGCUCAAGCGACGGAGGUCAGGGGCCAAUCACCUGGAGCUCUCAAGCGUAAGAGGGACACCAGCAGGCAAACCGCACAGAACGACGCCGCCACGACGGCAGCCGCCACCAGUCCGCGCUCUCAAUUGCGUACGAUGUCGCCGACUAUCUCCAAGGCGCUGAUCAAGGAGCUCGGCGGCAAGUCAGCGAGCACGAGGCUGACCUGCGCUUCAGCCUUCCGCGAGCUGGCCGUCGUGCUGCAAGGAGGAUUGGAUCCUAGCAUUCCUGCCAUCAUUGCUCAGCUUGAGAAAGCUAUCAAGACGGCAGGUUCGGCUGCUGGCGGCGUAGGCUCCACCUCAAUCAAGUCGGAGGUCAUCUCCUUCCUCCGCGUCCUCUUCAUCACGCACUCGCCCAAGGCUUACGAGGGUCAGCUUGCCACCAUCACCGAGAUACUGGCUUCCGCCAUCACGGAUCAGGCUCAUCGCGACUCGGUCGAGGCCCUCGAUGCCAGUGCAGAUCUGGUGGCGGAACUUUCCGGCACUCAGUCAACUGUACUCCCGCUCUACGAGGCCACUCUGUCGCGCCUCAACCGUCAGGAUUCGGACUCUGAAAUCAAGGAAAAGGGCAUCGCUACGCUAGGUGCUUUGCUCGCGUUUGCAGGGUCGCAACUGCAGAACAAGUACAGCGAGUGCUUCCCGGUGCUGCUUGAGCGUCUGCGCAACGAAGUCACCCGCUUUGCGACAGUCAAGGUCAUCACGCUGCUUGCCGCCUCGCAAGCUUGCACUGGCGCAGAGUUCGAGAACUUCCUCCAGACGUGCGACGACGAGGUGGCUACGCUGCUGCGUCAAAGCAAUCGCCCGCUCAAGCUUGCUGCCUUUGAUGCACUCGCAGCCUCGCUGGAAAGACUAGGCUCUCAUCUGAGCUCCUCGACGGCCAAUAGCAUCCUGACGGAGAUUCACGCACUGCUCUUGCAUGACGUCGACAUGACGCUGCUUCCAUACGCCCUCAAGACGGUCGGUUUACUCGUCUCGUCGAAUCCAAACAAUCUCUCCACGGCGCGUGACGCCGUCUUCCCCCGAAUCAUGGAGCUCGUCAAGUCACCGCUGCUCCAGGGAACCGCACUCGAGUCCGUUGUCGCCUUCAUACGCGUGGUGGUAGCCGUCGACACCAAACAGGGUGCUAGCACAGUCAAGGAGCUCUUGGCGUCCUACGAGAAUGGAGGCGCUCCAGCCAGCGUCGCCCGCUGUAUUGGCGCUGCUGUCAUCGCCGACCAGUCCAGCGUGCCCAAGGUGCUCAAGGACGUGGGUAAGCAGCUGGGCGAUGCCAACGACGCGACCACAGCCUUCAAUCUGCUCAUCCUCGGCGAGGUGGGCCGUUUCGAGGACUUUAGCAAGCAUGAAAAGCUUUCAGAGCAGGUGUUGGCUGCCUUCGCCAGCGAGAGCGAUGAGGUGCGAAGCGCGGCAGCCUUUGCGCUUGGCAACAUGGGCGUGGGUAACUUGGACGCUUUCCUCCCUGUCAUCCGACAGCACGUCGAGUCGGACGACACAAAGCACCGUCUACUGGCACUCAAUGCGCUAAAGGAGCUCAUCACGCACGGCUCUCCGGCGCAACUCGCCAGCGUAGCGGAGCAAGUCUGGACACCCCUCCUCGACAUUUGUCAGAUCAACGAUGAGGCUACACGCAACAUCGGGGCCGAGUGUCUCGCUCGCUUGACGCUGACCGAUCCGCAGCGCUACCUCGUCCAGCUGCAGUCACGUCUCGCCGACCCUUCAGCCUCAACGCGCGCAGCGGUCAUCGCCGCGGUCCGCUUCACGCUCACCGAUGCUUCUUCAACGUACGAUGACCUGCUGGCGCCCUUCCUCCUCGACUUCCUCACCUUGCUCAAAGAUCCUGACCUCGAAGUGCGCCGCCACGCAAUGUUUGCGCUCAACAGCUCGGCGCACAACAAGCCGCACCUGAUCCGGGAGCACCUCACUACGCUCCUCCCGCUCCUGUACGAAGAGACGCACGUCCGCAAGGAGCUGAUGCGCAAGGUAGCCAUGGGCCCCUUUACGGUCACCCAGGACGACGGUUUGGACCUGCGCAAGAAUGCAUUUGAGACGAUGUACACCCUUCUCGACACUUGCUUGGCGCAGAUUGCUCUGCCGGAGUAUCUGGCUCGCGUGAUUGCAGGAUUGAGGGACGACGAUCAGGUCAAGCUGCUUUGCUACUUGAUCCUCGUGAGGCUAGCAGACCUUGUGCCACUCCAGAUGGGUCAGAAUCUGGACGAGGUUUCUGACCCGAUUGGCGAGUCACUCAAGAUCAAGCUCAAGGAUGGAGCUACGAAGCAGGAUGUCGAGAAGAGCACCGAGCUGACACGAGCAGCGUUCAGGGCGCUGGUUGCGCUGGAGAGGUUGGUGAGCAAGGACGGCGCCGGUGGAUCGGGAGUCGUAUCGGCGCCGCGAUUCCAGCAGCUGGUAAGGGAGGCAGCUACGGGGCCGUCUGCUGCGUUGUACCGCGAGGUGGCCGCGGCAGCUUCGAGCCAGCAGAGGGCGUGAGCGGGCGGGGCAACGCGCCCCAGUGAGGACGAAUCGAGAGUCAAUUCAUUACCAUCUC
This is a messenger RNA of Jaminaea rosea, 3882 nucleotides long. Its product is annotated as TIP120-domain-containing protein. Gene Ontology annotation, cellular component: nucleus. The transcript is spliced from 4 exons. Gene Ontology annotation, biological process: SCF complex assembly; protein ubiquitination. The record is from RefSeq and is a predicted model, not a curated record. NCBI's taxonomy places the organism in Eukaryota, Fungi, Basidiomycota, Exobasidiomycetes, Microstromatales. The coding region runs from base 45 to 3824 and encodes 1259 amino acids.